GUGACGACGGAAAACUCAUUUUCCUGUGCGCGCUCAGAACUACUAAUGACUUGUUUUUCUUAGCUAAAGUCCAGUUCUCGUGUGAUAUUAGAACAUCGAGACUAAUUUAUUGCUGAACUGUGUUAAAUUCAUCAUGUCUGCCCGAAAACAGAAUCAAAUUCUCGAGGAAUUCUUUGAAAUUUACCGAUCAGAACCGUGUUUGUGGCGAGUUAAGAGCAAGGAGUACCAUAACCGUGACGUGAGAUGGGCCGCUUAUGACAGGCUUGUUGCAAAAUUGAAGGAGACAGAGCCCGAUGCGAAUAAGAGUUUGGUGGUGAAAAACAUAAACAACCUUAGAAGCAAUGUGCGUAAGGAGAAGAAAAAACGUGAUUUGUCAAUGAAAUCUGGAGCGGGAGACAACGAUGUACCCAGUACUUCUUUUUCAAACGUAGACGAGGAAGAUGGAAGCGAGAUUGAUGAGGAGCAACCGGAAGAUACUGUCCAACAGACACCCCCAAGUGAAGAAUCGUCCACAAUGCCCUCUGAUCCAAGAAGCCCUACUCAAACAGAAAAACGUGGAGCGCCUCUGCGUCCAAACACAGCAAAAAAGCGGAAAAAUGAGAAACUAACUAGCGACGUUUUGGUAUCAGUGAGAGAUUACUUUAAGAAGCCUCCAUCUCAAGAUGACCGCUAUGACCUCUUGGGAAAAUCUGUGGCAUGUAGGAUUAGAGCUUUAGAAAAACGUCAGCGUCUUAUUGUUGGAAAACGCAUCAAUGGUGUUCUUUUUGAAGCAGAAAUGGGAAUGCUUAAUGUGCCUACAAACUCAUACAACUUUAACCAUACAAGUACCAGCUCAAGUAGGACUUCAAGUCCUUCUCCAAAUACAACUUUGUUCGAUUUACAUUCGUAUCAAACCAGACAUGUAGUACCCGGAACCCAACAGGAACCUACACUCCCCUUGCUAACUACUUUAAUGAAUUCGGCGGUAGUUUUUGACUAUUUCAUUUACCUGAUAUUCAGUAAUUUUCUUAAUAAUUAUGUACUAGUAUUAAUAAAUUAA
Molecule: messenger RNA, 1039 nt
Organism: Leptinotarsa decemlineata (Colorado potato beetle)
Lineage: Eukaryota; Metazoa; Arthropoda; Insecta; Coleoptera; Chrysomelidae
Source: RefSeq, a predicted model, not a curated record